This is a messenger RNA of Benincasa hispida (wax gourd), 2324 nucleotides long. The record is from RefSeq and is a predicted model, not a curated record. NCBI's taxonomy places the organism in Eukaryota, Viridiplantae, Streptophyta, Magnoliopsida, Cucurbitales, Cucurbitaceae.
GAAAAAUUUCCAAAAUCACCGCGAAGAGCCCAAUGUACCCUUGUCAAGCAGUGGGCUGGGCUUAGCCGGACGGUGGACGGCCCAACUGUAAGCAUUCCGGCAGCGGCCGAAUCUCCGAUCUCUUUACCUCUCUCUUUCUUCCACUUUUGCAGAGAAAAUAUUUGUUUUGUAACCUGGAAUCCAUUCCAUUGUACCCAUCGUUUGGUUUUUGUUAAACGGAACAAUCGAUUGAUCUUGAAGCAAGCAAGUGAUCAAUCAAUGGAAUCAUCAUCAUCUUCUCACCUCGGUUCCCUUCCCGAAGAUGUUUCAGAAAAUCAAGGACAACCCCAGGAGAAUCAGAAAUCGGUCUUCGCCUCCAAGCCCGAUCGCCCUCCGACUAUUUCUUACAGAAAUUCUUCACAGAAGUACUUGCCCCUAGAUUGGCUUGGAUAUUUUGACCAAGAGGAUGAUAUUUCCAUUCCUGACUCAAACGAGGUCUUUCAUGUCUACAUGGCUGGAAAAGAAGGGCCAGUUGUAUUUUGUCUGCAUGGAGGAGGCUAUUCUGGGCUUUCUUUUGCUCUAUCAGCUGGUAUAAUAAAGGAAAAGGCUAGAGUAGUUGCAAUGGACUUCAGAGGACAUGGGAAAUCAUCUUCUGAGAAUGAUCUUGACUUAUCAAUUAAGACUAUGUGCAAUGAUGUUUUGGCAGUUAUAAAGACCAUGUUUGGAGAUUCACCUCCCGCAAUUAUCCUUGUUGGUCACAGUAUGGGAGGUUCAGUUGCUGUACAUGUUGCUGCCAAGAAAGCAUUGCCUAGCCUAGCUGGUUUGGUAGUUGUGGACGUUGUGGAGGGAACUGCCAUGGCUUCAUUGAUUCAUAUGCAAAAAAUCUUAUCCAACAGGAUGCAACAUUUUCCUAGCAUUGAGAAAGCGAUUGAAUGGAGUGUAAAAGGAGGUUCGUUGAGGAAUAUUAACUCUGCCCGUGUAUCAAUUCCAUCUACACUUACAUACGAUGAUUCAAAGAAAUGCUAUACUUACCGAGCAAAACUGGAAGAAACGGAACAGUAUUGGAAGAGCUGGUAUGAGGGGCUUUCAGAAAAGUUUCUUUCAUGUCCUGUUCCAAAGCUUUUGCUUCUAGCAGGAACUGACAGAUUGGACAGAACACUAACAAUUGGUCAAAUGCAAGGGAAGUUUCAGAUGGUGGUCGUCAGACAUACUGGCCAUGCUAUUCAGGAAGAUACACCGGAGGAGUUUUCAAAUCUGAUACUAAAUUUUAUUUCUCGCAACCGGAUAGGUCCACAUGGGGUUGAGAUACCGGGACUUCGCAAACCACAACAGUAACAACCUUCAAAUGAACACGGGAGAAAGAGAUCAUUUGCAGUUUUUUUUUUUUCAGCAUAGAAACUGAUCCAGAUGAUGAGUAAACAUGUUCUAAACAUAGCGGUUGCUUCGGAGUAAAGCUAGUUGUGAGCAAACAGACCAGACUCGCAAGAACCGUUGUCAAUUGAAGCGAUUGAAAUUGCUUUUCUCAGCUUGUGUGAACGAUGAUGAUCUGAUAAGUGUUCUUAUGAAGUCGGAUGGAUUCUGUGAUGCCCCAACCAAGGACUGUAAAUGAGAUCCAAUCAGACUAUAUAUUUGCGAGCCGACGAGAGUAUAUGGCUCAAUUAACAUAAAGUAUGAAUUAUAAACCAAGAGGUCAGAUUUUCGAUUCUCCUGCUUUAUAUUUUUUAACUCAAAAAAGAAAAAAAAUAAAAAUAAAAAUUCAUCCAUGCAACAACCUUUAAUUUUAAUUAAGGAGGAGCUCCCUUCCCUAUCAUUCUCUUCCUUCUUCCUCAUUCAUUUCUUUUGUCUGUUGUUAUUAUAUUAUUGUUUUGUAGCCUUUUCCCCCUCUAUUAAUAUAAUGUAUAUAUCACUUGUGCCCACCCCCUAGCCAGAGAUCGAUACUACUUUUACCAUCUCCUUUCUCUUCCUCUUCUUCAUUCGUUUUCUUGAUACUUGAAAUCUGAUUUAAUACUUCUCUCUUUAAAAUAAACUACUAGUGCCCUUUUCCCUCUCUUCUGCUGCCAUUGAAAUAAAGCAAUACGGAGAUUGAAAGAAACAAAGAGACCCAGAUGCCAAAAAAACCCACAUAAGAACAAGAGUUCAUGGUAAUUUUUAUAUCUUUGUGCCCUCAUUUUUAAGGAACGAGAGUUUGGAGAUUUAUUUUUUUUUCCCAGUUUAUACUCCUAGUGUAUAGAUUUAUACUCAACACAAUCUAAUGUAUCUGAUUCUAAAUACAUAUAUGUACGUACAUGCACGCAUGCACCCACACAAUAUGUGUGUAUAUAUGUAUGUGCACCACCAUUUUCUUC